Molecule: messenger RNA, 1407 nt
Organism: Gavialis gangeticus (Gharial)
Lineage: Eukaryota; Metazoa; Chordata; Crocodylia; Gavialidae
Gene: ADRM1
Product: adhesion regulating molecule 1
Exons: 9
Coding region: 61-1281 (406 amino acids)
Biological process (GO): ubiquitin-dependent protein catabolic process
Cellular component (GO): proteasome regulatory particle, lid subcomplex; cytoplasm; nucleus
Molecular function (GO): endopeptidase activator activity; proteasome binding; ubiquitin binding
Source: RefSeq, a predicted model, not a curated record
GCCGGAAGAGUGUUGCGGCCGCGGGCUGUGAGGUGAAGGCGCCGGGCGGCUCUCUGCAACAUGUCGUCGGGCGCGCUGUUCCCCAGUCUGGUGCCGGGCUCCCGUGGCUCGUCCAGCAAGUACCUGGUGGAGUUCCGCGCGGGGAAGAUGUCGCUGAAGGGCAGCACCGUCACCCCAGACAAGCGGAAAGGCCUUGUCUACAUCCAGCAGACCGAUGACUCCCUCAUCCACUUCUGCUGGAAGGACCGCACCUCGGGCAGCGUCGAAGACGACUUGAUUAUUUUCCCCGACGACUGCGAGUUCAAGAGGGUCCCGCAGUGCACGACAGGCCGCGUUUACGUGCUCAAGUUCAAGGCGGGAUCCAAGCGGCUCUUCUUCUGGAUGCAGGAGCCGAAGACGGACAAAGACGAAGAGCAUUGCCGUAAAGUGAAUGAGUACCUGAACAACCCCCCAAUGCCCGGGGCCCUGGGCGGGAAUGCAACGGGAGGCCAUGAGCUCUCGGCGCUGGGAGGUGAGGGUGGCUUGCAAAGCCUUCUGGGAAACAUGAGCCAUAACCAGCUCAUGCAGCUGAUUGGACCAACGGGCUUAGGAGGACUUGGUGGGCUUGGUGCGCUGACUGGUCCUGGUCUGGCCAGCUUACUGGGAAGUGGGGGACCGCCAACCAGCAGCUCAUCAUCAAGCUCUCGCAGCCAAUCAGCUGCUGUGACACCAUCUUCCACUACUUCUUCUUCUACACGUGUCACACCAGCCCCGUCUGCCCCUGCGGCUGCCUCUGUAACCAGUCCCAGCCCUGUGCCAAGUUCGGGAAACGGAACCAGCUCGGCAGCAAGCCCAACUCAACCCAUUCAACUGAGUGACCUUCAGAACAUCUUAGCCACUAUGAAUGUACCAUCUGGAGCAGGGGGUCAGCAGGUUGACUUGGCUACUGUGCUGACUCCUGAAAUAAUGGCUCCCAUCCUGGCAAACGCAGAAGUUCAGGAGCGAUUGUUGCCUUAUCUUCCGUCAGGAGAAUCUCUGCCACAGACUGCGGAGGAGAUUCAGAACACUCUGACAUCGCCUCAGUUUCAGCAGGCAUUGAGCAUGUUCAGCGCUGCCUUAGCUUCAGGACAGCUUGGCCCACUGAUGAGUCAGUUUGGCUUACCUGCUGAGGCGGUCGACGCAGCAAACAAAGGCGAUGUAGAAGCAUUUGCCAAAGCAAUGCAGAACAGUGUCAAAUCAGACCAAAAGGAGGGAGAAUCAAAGGACAAGAAAGAUGAAGAGGAAGAUAUGAGUUUAGAUUAAGUUAUUUGCUGCUCCCAUAUGGAUAUUCCUAGAUAUUAACUUAAGCAACUUCAGUAGAAUUACAGACUAACUUCAUAUUAUGCUUAUAUUAAAUCUACAAAUAAAGGGUUUUUCUUUUAUCUGCCA